Musa acuminata subsp. malaccensis (wild Malaysian banana) is the source of this 3131-nucleotide messenger RNA. Its product is annotated as katanin p80 WD40 repeat-containing subunit B1 homolog KTN80.2. NCBI's taxonomy places the organism in Eukaryota, Viridiplantae, Streptophyta, Magnoliopsida, Zingiberales, Musaceae. The record is from RefSeq and is a predicted model, not a curated record. Gene Ontology annotation, molecular function: microtubule binding. Gene Ontology annotation, cellular component: katanin complex. Gene Ontology annotation, biological process: microtubule depolymerization; microtubule severing.
UCUUCCUUCCGCAUGGUCCGAGCGAGUCACAGCAGCGACAUACACCAUCCAACGUUCACUCUCCUCUUUUUUUUUCCUCUUCUUUUCCCCUUUCUUUUUCCGCAUUCUCUCUAUCUUCCGUGGUGGAGGUCCGAGCGCCCGAUUGACUGAGCUCGACUCCAAUCGCGCACCGUUGGGAAGCUCCGACUCGAUUCGCCGGAGAGAGCCCGAGCUGGAGACAUGGCGCUGAAUCGUGGUUACAAGCUCCAGGAAUUCGUAGCGCAUGCAUCUGAUGUCAACUGUGUGGCUAUUGGGAAGAAAUCAAGCAGAGUUUUUGUUACUGGUGGUGAAGAUCGCAAAGUAAAUCUAUGGGCGAUUGGUAAACCAACACCACUACUGAGCUUAUCUGGUCAUAUGGGUUCUGUUGAAUCUGUGGCCUUUGAUUCAGCGGAAGUCUUGGUUCUUGGGGGAUCAUCUACUGGCAUAAUUAAACUUUGGGAUCUGGAAGAGGCGAAGAUUGUUCGGACUCUUACUGGGCACAGAUCCAAUUGUACCUCAGUUGAAUUCCAUCCAUUUGGUGAAUUCUUUGCAUCUGGUUCUUUGGAUACUGAUCUUAAAAUAUGGGAUAUUAGAAAGAAGGGAUGCAUUCAUACUUACAAGGGCCAUGCUGGGGGAAUUCAAAAAAUUAGAUUUACACCAGAUGGGCGUUGGGUUGUUACAGGAGGAGCAGAUAACAUGGUGAAGCUGUGGGAUUUAACAGCAGGAAAGCUUCUGCAUGAUUUUAAGUUUCAUAAUGGACAAAUCAGGUGUAUAGACUUUCAUCCUCAUGAAUUUUUACUUGCAACAGGCUCAGCUGAUCGAACUGUGAAAUUCUGGGAUCUUGAAACAUUUGAACUGAUAGGUUCUGUGGGGCCUGAGGCUACUGGGGUGUGCUCGAUGAUCUUUCACCCUGAUGGAAAAACCCUAUUUUGUGGGUUGGAAGCAACCUUGAAAGUAUUCUCUUGGGAGCCCUUAAUAUGUCAUGAUGUUGUUGAUAUGGGGUGGUCGACUUUGGGUGAUCUCAGUAUAUAUGAAGGGAAACUCUUGGGAUGCUCCUACUAUGAAAGCCGUGUUGGAGUUUGGGUGGCAGAUAUAUCGCUCAUUGCUCCCUAUGCUCUUGGUGUGGUGCCAAAAGCAAGUGGCCUUGUAGAGCCUACUUUUCAGGUAGAGAACUUUUCCCUGGAACUGAAAGAGAGCAGUGGUGUAUCUAAUAUAAAACCUACCACUGAGUAUCAUGAUAUUGGAAUUAAAACCAAGGAGACAGAAGGAGGCACAUGCUUGAUUUCUGACGACUGUAGACAAAGUAUCAGUCAUGGAACUAAUUCAUGUAACACAUCAACUGUAGCACCAAUUACCCUGAGUGGAGUUACAAGGAACAAAAGCUCUGAUAGCUGCAUCACUGUACCACAAAGAUUUCGUUCCAGGAUGUCUUCGAAAGCAUCCACCCCUAGUUCUACCACAUCUGGUUCUGUAAAAGCUAUUCAAGGUUCUCUUAAUCCUUCAAACAAAACUGAACGAAGUUUGCCAUCAAGGAACACUGCAUUGAGUUCAAAUACCACAAAAGCAAUUAGUUUGGUAACUUCAAAGAAGGCUUCGACGGUACAGAGUAGUGUGGGAACACAUACACGUCUGUACAUGCCUGUUAUUGUACCUAGAGACAACCUGGGCCAGGACAGUUUCAGAGUGGUAACAGCUGCUUCUGAAGCAAUUUCUCGUGGUUCAAGGUCCAACAAAAUAACUCAUAAACGUAAAUCAUCAUUUGCUUCUGGUGAUAGCAAGGACCAACUGAUUGAGAAUGCAUCUAUGGAUUUGACUGAUAGAAGAAGUGAUUCAGAUGUUAAUUCAAAUUUGUUCCCCAUUCUCGCUGCAAGUCAUGAAGCUGCAGAAGAUGAUGUCAGAGAACACACUAUGACAAGAAACAUUGCAGAAAAGUUUGAAAGAGUAUUGUCAAUAGAGCAGCCUGUACAAUCACAGAAUGACAAUGGUAAUGAGUCGCCAUGCUCAAGCAGUGAAACUAACUCAGUGAAAUAUGUUAAAGGAGUUGCUGUCCAACUUGGAAAGACGCGGACUCUAGUUGAACGCUGGGAAAGAAGAGAAAGAUGUGGCAGCAACAUGGCAAUAAAACAAUCAGAGGCGACCUCUGAAAGGGACUUGACAACAUCAGAGGAUGAUUUGAUUCCCGAAACACUAAUUCAAAACCAUGAUGCAUUCAUAAAUUCUUUGAAAUCUCGCCUGACUAAAUUACAGAUGGUGCGGCAUUUUUGGGAACAAAAUGGCAUUAAAGGCGCAAUUAGUUCUGUGGCAAAGUUGCCUGACUAUUCUGUUCAGGUUGAUGUCAUCAGCAUUCUCAAGGACAAAAUUGGACUUUUUACCCUUGAUCUGUUUUCGACCUUGUUGCCAGUUCUUGUUGGUUUACUAAACAGCAAGAUUGAGAGACAGACUGUUGUUUCUCUGAGUCUGCUGUUGGAGCUUGUUAAGAUCUUUAAACCAGUUAUAAGUUCAACAAUAUCUGCAUCUUCAACAGUGGGAGUUGAUCUUCAGGCUGAACAAAGGCUGGAGCAUUGCACCCACUGUUUCAACAAUCUGGAAAAGAUAAAACAAGUUCUUCCUCCACUAAUUAGGAGAGGAGGGCUGCUAGCAAAACAUGCCGGUGAAUUGAACAUAAUUUUACGUGACUCAUGAUCAAUAGCUUUUUUCUCCCUUUAAAGCUCCUCUAUACCUUCUUAUAAGUAAUUAUCGGGAUCCGUAUCUUCAGCAACUUUGGUAUGGAAUGCCGCCACAAGAUUUGCCUCCAUUUGGCUUUCCUUGAUGGAUGCUUCGAGUUGACAAUGGGAGAGGGUGCAGGAUUACUAUAUUGAAGUCUAGCCCAUUGUAUAAUUUGUUUGUUGUUCUAAUGCCUUAUUCUUGGUGCCCGCCUCUUUUCUGAUGAGUGGCAUGCUUUGAUGUAUAAAUGUUCUUAUGUACAUGAUAUGCCCUGCAGAUUUAGUUAAAUUGGAUGAUACCGUCUUUUAUACUGGAAAUUCUUCCUCGUAUCGAAUGCAAACAACAGAUGCUUAUUGAAAAUCCUUGUUCACUACCUGGGCGAGAAAGAUUUAUGUUGUGUUGAUUGGAAA